ACGCUGUUUCCUUCGCCGAUCACUCACUCACUACAACACUCCACAUGGCCACUUUUCUAACGCUCCUCUUUCUCAUCUCCGCCGCCGCCGCCGCCUCCGGCAGCCGCACCUUCGCCGAAGACUUCCUCCGAUUGCCCUCCCAAUCCGACAACGACGACAACGACCAGGGCACUCGCUGGGCCAUCCUCCUCGCCGGCUCCAACGGCUACUGGAACUACAGGCACCAGGCUGAUGUUUGCCAUGCCUAUCAAAUACUGAGGAAAGGUGGCCUGAAAGAAGAAAACAUUAUUGUUUUUAUGUAUGAUGACAUUGCAUACAAUGAGGAAAACCCAAGGCAAGGAGUCAUCAUUAACAAACCAGAUGGAGAUGAUGUUUAUGAAGGAGUUCCAAAGGAUUACACCGGUGAAGAUGUUACUGCUAAUAACUUCUAUGCUGCUUUACUUGGAAAUAAGUCAGCACUUACUGGUGGCAGUGGAAAGGUUGUGGACAGUGGCCCUGAUGAUCAUAUAUUUGUAUACUAUACUGAUCAUGGAGGUCCAGGGGUGCUCGGGAUGCCUGCUGGUCCUUACAUAUAUGCAUCUGAUCUGAUCGAAGUCUUGAAGAAAAAGUUUGAUGCUGGAACGUAUAAAAACCUAGUAUUUUAUCUGGAGGCAUGUGAAUCUGGAAGUAUCUUUGAAGGUCUUCUUCCUGAAGAUAUCAAUAUUUAUGCAACAACAGCUUCAAAUGCAGAAGAAAGUAGUUGGGGAACAUAUUGCCCCGGGGAGUAUCCUAGUCCUCCCCCAGAAUAUACAACCUGCUUGGGUGACCUGUACAGUGUUGCUUGGAUGGAAGACAGUGACAGACACAAUUUGAGAACUGAAACUUUGCACCAACAAUAUAAAUUGGUUAAAGAUAGAACUUUAUAUGGAGAUGCAUACUAUGGCUCUCACGUGAUGCAGUAUGGUGAUGUCGGGUUCAGCAACGAUAUUCUCUUCCUAUAUAUGGGUACCAAUCCUGCUAAUGAUAAUUUAACUUUCGUGGAUGAAAACACCUUAAGGUCACGGUCACCUCCUUCAAAAGCAGUCAACCAACGGGAUGCUGAUCUUGUCCAUUUUUGGGAGAAGUUUCGCAAAUCUCCUGAGGGAUCUCCCAGGAAAAAUGCAGCUCAGAAACAAGUUCUGGAAGCAAUGUCUCAUAGAAUGCAUGUAGACAAGAGUGUGAAACUUAUUGGGAAGCUAUUGUUUGGCAUUGAGAAGGGUCCAGAAUUACUCAACGCUGUUAGACCAGCUGGAUUGGCACUUGUUGAUGACUGGGACUGCCUGAAAACCAUGGUAAGGACUUUUGAGACACAUUGUGGAUCCUUGUCUCAGUAUGGGAUGAAACAUAUGAGAUCCUUUGCAAACAUCUGCAACGCAGGAGUAAAGAAUGAGCAAAUGGCUGAGGCCUCGGCACAAGCAUGUGACCGUUUUCCUGCCAAUCCCUGGAGUUCUCUGCAAAGGGGUUUCAGUGCAUAAUUCCUCUAAUAUGCACUAGCAAAGAUCAAAGUAUGAUGAUUGUUACAUUGUGUUAUAUGGUUGUAUAUACAUAUUUUGUCCCUACUCUGUAAAUACAAUUGGGACACUACUAGGAUUGGGAAAGGGUCUUUACAUUUUAGUUUGGCAAUAGUGCAAGUACCUUUAUAUAAAUCCAUUUCUGAGGUUGUCACUGCAAAGAAAGGAAAUUACAAGGGAUCAUAAAGGAUCAAUUGCUUUGGAAUGUCCACUCAUGACAAACAAGGCACAAAGUCAUGCAUGUAUGCCAACGCAAUAGUAUAUCAAUGUGUCUUUAUUUAGUAGGCAACUUGCAUAUCGGAUUUUCCCUUGUCACUUUGCAUCAGCAAUGACAACCUUUUGUACAAUUAUUUUAUAAGAAUUUAUCAUGUCAAAAUUAUUGUUUAAUAUUAAUGUUGGCUUGUAUUUAUUUUUGUGAAA
Cajanus cajan (pigeon pea) is the source of this 1949-nucleotide messenger RNA. RefSeq names its product vacuolar-processing enzyme. Gene Ontology annotation, biological process: vacuolar protein processing. NCBI's taxonomy places the organism in Eukaryota, Viridiplantae, Streptophyta, Magnoliopsida, Fabales, Fabaceae. The record is from RefSeq and is a predicted model, not a curated record. Gene Ontology annotation, molecular function: cysteine-type endopeptidase activity.